This is a messenger RNA of Notodromas monacha, 4640 nucleotides long. NCBI's taxonomy places the organism in Eukaryota, Metazoa, Arthropoda, Ostracoda, Podocopida, Cyprididae. The record is from the annotation of a GenBank genome assembly.
AUGAGGAAAACGUGCUGGAUUUUCGACUUGUUUACGGUCUGGGAGAAGAGGGAGAGAGAGGUUUUAUUUCCGUCCUGGAGCCGGGCCAGGGGGGGGGGGGGAAGGAAGAAAUCAGAAGCUCCCGGUGUUCAGUUUCCGGUCGACUGGGCUGAAGAUGCCGACAGGCCGGACCUGGUCGCGCGUGAACUGGUGAAGGCUGCCAAGGAAUACGGCUCUACAGACAAUAUCACUGCUGUAGUGGUUUUUCUCCAGCCCCCGGCAGACAUCAUCGCCAAGAUCGUCAUGGACUUGAAAGCCAGCGACACCUGGGAAUGCUCGAACAAACUGAAAGCCUUCGAAUUUCCCGUGACGAAAAGCUGCCUUCGAGGAAGUGCUGUGCGAUGGAGCAAUGAUGCGACGCAAAUCCAUUGGCUCACGCAGCACUUCGCGAGAAGCAGUGAUCGGUUGCCGAACUCAUUUUUAAAUUGCGAUUUCCUCCAGUUUUGCCACACUAAAUCCACUCUUGAUCGUGAUAACGUCCAUUACGCUGGGAGAACUUUUCCCCCGGUGUUUUCGAACUCAACGAGUGACGUGCCGUUGCCCGAUGUCCACGUGUGCCCAUUGAAGAGUGUGUCGGCUAUUGUUUUCCCUUUCCCGGGGCUGUUGCCCGGAAAGAAAGGAAGAAUCCCUGCUGCGCAGGGUGAUGUUGACGAGAAAAAGAACGGGUUUUCCGAGUCGGACGAAUCCGAUGGACAGGCUCCGAUGCGCUUCUUCAAGCCGUGGAGGAGAGGCAACAACGAUCACGGAGGACCGGAAGAAAAAUCGGACAUGGAAGUUGGCUUGUCCUUGACUAGCAAUGUCCUGAGUCCAGACAGUGCUGGAUUUUACCCGGAACACAGCUCGGUGCAGCCCGGGUUCCCGAACACGGUCAAUCUCCCAGGAGACUUGCCUGAGGUCGCCGAAGAGGACGAAGAAGAACGAAAGCAGUUGGAGAUGUUCGGGGUCGGCACUGGGGACCUUCUCCGAGUCUCUCCGACGCCCGAGGAUGUUGGUUGGCAGAGAUUCCUCGCAAAUGGUGCCAAGUGGCUCAAGAGGUCAGGUGUUCCAUUCAGUGCCCAGACGCUUUCUGUUUCGGAGAUGCUCUUCAAUGUGGAAGAUAUCCAAAUCCUAGGCGUUGAAGCUAAGAAAAGUGAGUUGGUCACUGCCACGUGGCGCUCAACACCAUCAGUGCGGGAUACUUCGGCGGACAACCGUUCCGCCAAGAAGAAGAAAAGUGUGGACUCCGCCAUUUCAGCAAUUGACUCCGUCCUGUUGUCUGGAAAUGAUUUGGCUGAGCCGGUUGGAGAACCCUUGUCUGAUGAUGAUUGGAGCUACAAGCCUGGAGGAGGAGCAGGAGGCGCAGAAGAGGACGACGACGACGAAGAAGAAGAGACUGUGCAUGAAGAGACGAAUCCCUUCCGCCAGCAAGAAGCGUCUCAUGUAAUGCUGAAUCCCCUGGCGACCGAGUUCAUCCCAGGUGAGGGCAUGAGUGUGGCUCCGGAAUUCCUUCAGCACAUGAAAACCGUGGAGCUUGAGCAACAUCCAGCCGAACGAGCUUCGGAGCAAGUCGAAACUAAGCAUGCUGAGGAUCAGGUGGAAUCUUGUGAUGUGCGGAAGACUUCUGAAGAGAUUUCGCCGUUCGAGGAACAAGUGCCUAAGGAAUUGGAGGCUAUAACUUCUGAGCCCGUUUUGUCAUCAGUUGAUGACGAGGACGACGUCGUGAAAGAGGCGGAGAUGGAUUCGGCGCCUGAACGCCUGGUGGAUCCCGCACUCGAUGAAGCAUCUGUCUCAGAAACUGAAGUUGAAGACGAUUUUGUGCACGUGCCUCCGGGCGAACAAGGAUAUGUCUCCGAGCCCGUGAUCGAACCCGUGUUCGUCCCUGAGCCUAUGUCUGAACAAGCGUUUGUCCCUCAACCUGUGGUUGAAGAGCCGUUUGUGCCCGAGCCUGUGCCUCAAGAAGAGUUUGUUGUCCCUCAGCCUAUGGUUGAAGAGUCGUUCAUCCCGGAACCCCUGGCUCAAGAAGCACCGUUUGUGCCCGAGCCUUUGGCUCAAGAAGCAGCGUUUGUGCCCGAGCCUUUGGCUCAAGAAGCAGCGUUUGUGCCCGAGCCUGUGGCUCAAGAAGCAGCGUUUAUGCCCGAGCCUUUGGCUCAAGAAGCAGCGUUUGUGUCCGAGCCUUUGGCUGAAGACGCUUUUGUGCCUGAGCCUGUGGCUGAAGACGCUUUUGUGCUCGAGCCUGUGACGGAACACGUGGGUCUCCCAGAGCCCGUGGUUGAUGAAGGGUUCGUUUCUGAGCCCGUGCUUGAAGAAGCGUUCGAGCCUGUAGUAGUAGAACAAGAUGUCUCUGACCCUGUCCACACAGAACCAAUUGUCUCUGAGCCUGUGGUUGAGCAAGAACACAUUUCUGUUGCUCCGUUCGAACAAGAGUUUGUCUCCGAGUCUGUUUUUGGGCAGGAAUUUACUCAGAAACCUGUGGAACACGACUUGGUGGAAGAUGCGGUUCAUGAGCCCGUGAUUGAAUCCAAUAUUGCGGUGGAACCUGCUGAUCAUAGCUUUGAUAAUAGGGACUUCAUUGAUGAGGAUAUAGUCCAGCAGGAACCUGUGCCUGAAUUGCUCGAGGAUUCGCUUGUUCAUAGUUUUGAAGAGACCCUGAAGAUUUCUGCCAAGGCUGAGAAUCCUUUCGAGUCGCAUCAACGAGUUUUUGGUGACGAAAAUGGGGAGGUUUUGGAUCACGAGGAACUGGUCCAGCCAGUUAUGAAUAAUCUGGAGCAUCCGGAGCACCGGGAAGUCGUGUCGGAAUUCCAAGAGUUGGAAAUUGAAUUUCAGAAAACGUCAUUUGACCAUCGGGAGUCUAUUGAUCACCAGGAAAAAGUGCAGGAGAUUCAAGAACCCCGGGUGGAGGAUCCCGUGGGUUUCCAACAACCCAUGUUUGACAUCUUAGAAUCGGACCAUGUUGAAUUUCAUCAAGAGGUUGACAACCAAGAAUCUAAUCCUGUGGAGUUUCAGCGACCAGUGUUUGAGAUUGAAGAGCCUGUACCUGCAGAAGUGCAGCCACCAACGUUCCAACUACAGGAACCUGAGAAACUUGCGUUUGAAGUGGAUGAACAGCAUUUCAAGCAGCCUGACAUUGACCUGCUCCCAACGCUUUCAGGAGCUGCUCCCGGAAUCCGUCAUGUCUACUCUGAAGCAUGUGCUUCGAGUGUGACGAUGCCUGAGGCAAUGAUGAUGCGGUCUGAUGAACUCGAAGACCUCAUGCAUGUUGCGCCGGAGGUGAACAUUCAUUCUGCAGAGACGAAUCUGGAAGAAGUGUCUCCGGCUCCAGAGACGGAGAUGACGAGCCCUGCGCCGGAAGAAGAGCCGGUGCAUGUUGCGAUGGAAGCCGCACCGGAUGUGGUGCAGGAGCCGGAACCGGAGCCUGUGGCAGCCCCAGACGUGGUUCCUGAGCCAGAGCCGGAAGUUAUGAGGAAAGCUGUCAAGAGCGUCGCCUCCAAGGCCCCUCUUAAAAAGGUCUCUGUCCUGGGUCCAUUGGAUCCCAAAUUUAAGAAGAAAACCUAUUCGUACUGUAUGUAUGUGAUCGGAAAAAUUACCCCUGUGGCCAGCAAAGCCUCGCCAACGGCAGCAGCAAAGCCAGCCCCCAUCAAGAAGGCUGUUGGAGUUGCAAAACCUGCUGCUGCUGCUGCACCAGCUGGUGCUAAACCUCCUGGUGCUGCGAAACCUUCAGCUGGUGUGACAAAAAGUGUCUCGAAGACCGCAACUGGAGUAGCAAAACCCGCAGCACCCGCGGCAGCAAAACCUGCAACAGCUCAGAAGAUUUUGGGAACCGGAGCUCAAAAGCCGACUACAUCCACUGUGCACAAGCCAACUACUAGCGGAGCUCAAAAGACUGCUGUCAGCGGUACAGCUCAAAAACCCGUGACAGCGGCUCAAAAGCCUGCGGCAACUGGACCCCCAAAGCUGGCUGCCCCCAAGCCUGCCAGGCCUGUAGCGACAGGUGCAGCAAAACCUGCUGCGGGGAUGACGAGGCCUGUUGCGUCUGCUGCUGCUGCUGGUGCCAAACCUGCUGUAGCCAAGAGUCCAGCUAGUGCUGGAGCUGCAGCCAAAGCUUCUGCGAGACCUACGCCCACUGCAGCUCGUCCUUCUACUGCAAGGCCUUCUCCGAGUGCUGAGGCGAAACCGAAGACACUCGCGAGACCAGCAACGGCCACGACGGCAAAGCCCAAGUCUGCGACGGCGUCCCCAGCGACGGCUGAGAAGAAGAAACCCUCGCCGGCCCCAAUCCGUCGUCCGGUGCCCAAAAAGGACUGAAGGCUCCCCAUGAACACGUUUCUUGAUCAAGUUCGCCCUCGUUCUAAAAUCUCGCGCUUCGAAAUGGAAAAAGAGAAAAAGUUUUAUUUUACAUGUGAUACGAUUUACUUGGUGUUGUCGGCGUCCAUUUCCCUGUACCGCCCUUUUGUAAAUCCGCAAAUCACUGCAUUUUUUUUUUCUUGACGACGCGGCCUGAUUGAUUGGUCUCUGCACUGUGAGCGCCUGGCUAUUUAAUUUGAAUAAAGCGCGGCUGAGAGAUAGAAAUCUUCCAUCUUUCAUCCCUUUUCCAAUCGCGGAAGUAAAAAAACGUGUUUGGGCUA